Messenger RNA from Oryza sativa Japonica Group (Japanese rice), 4746 nucleotides. Lineage: Eukaryota; Viridiplantae; Streptophyta; Magnoliopsida; Poales; Poaceae. The record is from RefSeq and is a predicted model, not a curated record.
CGGCGAGUCGCGACGCUUCCGAUUCGAUCGGUUCGCGUUCCCCGGCGUCGGACAGACAGCCUUCACGUCGUCUACACGUCGACGCCUCAGCUUCUCCUCCCCACCCCGCCACUCCCCGCCGGCCGCCGGUCUUCUCCGCGAGAGGAGAGAUUCUUCGAUUCCCUCGUCGCCAGCGGUUUCGCGUUGCCGCGUUCGUCUCCUUGGCAUCUGAUCCUAUUCCCCUCUCCGCGCACGUCGGGUUUCCCCCCCGUGGACAACGCAACCGACCGACCAAGCUGCGGACAGCGCCGUCUCUGCUGUCUCUCUCUGUAUGCUUCCCUUCCUCCUCAAGCUGGGCCUCGGUGGUCGGUGGUUAGGUGAAGCGAGCCCGGUAGGCAGUAGUCCACCCACCGGCAGGUUCUUGCUCCUCCUCCUCAGCCGCUGCCGGAUUUGAGAUGAGAUGAGAUGAGGAGGCGCUGGGGGUGCCUCUCCUCCCUGUGCCGCCCUCGCCGGGGUGGACGCGCGGCGGCGGCCCCGCUCCCGCAGCCAGAUCCACCGCGUCUCGAGUCCAAGGAAGUAGAGGAGCACGGCGCUUCCGAUAAAGUUGUCAUGGAGAACAUUCUGUCAAACAAUGAUUUUUCGGAAGGUCUACAUUUGUGGCAUCCUAAUGGUUGCCAUGGAUUUGUGGCUGUUGAAGGAUCAGGUUAUCAUCAUGGAAUAAGGCCUCACUCAGGGUCAAAUUAUGCCGUACUUACUCGUCGCACACAUAAUUGGCAAGGGCUUGAGCAGGACAUAACAGAAAAGGUCACUGUUGGUACUGAGUACAUUGUUGCUGCCCAUGUCAGAGUCCAUGGUGAACUCAAUGAGCCUGUUGGAAUUCAGGCCACUCUAAAACUUGAGGGCGAUGGUUCUUCUACGAACUAUCAAUCAGUUGCAAGGAUCUCAGCAUCAAAAGACUGUUGGGAGAAGUUGGAAGGUUCAUUUGAACUAAAAACUCUACCAAGACGUUUGGUAUUCUACAUUGAAGGCCCCCCUCCUGGUGUAGACUUGCUCAUAGAUUCAGUCACCAUCUCCUACAAGAAAACAGAGCGGGCUGCAUCCAAACUGGUUAGUGGAACAGAAAACAUCAUUUCAAAUUAUGAUUUUUCGGAAGGCCUUCAUUUGUGGAACCCUAUCUGCUGUCAUGCAUAUGUGGCAUCUCAAUGGUCUGGUUUCCUUGAUGGUAUUAGAGGGAGCUCAGGAGAAAAUUAUGCUGUAGUUUCGAAGAGAACUGAAAGCUGGCAAGGUCUUGAACAAGAUAUUACAGAUAAAGUAUCUGCUGGUACUGCUUAUGCAGUAUCAGCCUAUGUUAGAGUUGAUGGGAAUAUCCAUACGAAAGUUGAAGUUAAAGCAACCUUGAGGUUGCAUAACACAGAUGAUUCAACGCACUACAGUCCAGUUGGAAGCCUGUUAGCUUCAAAAGAAAAGUGGGAGAAGAUGGAAGGAUCCUUUUGCUUGACAAAUAUGCCAAAACGUGUAGUAUUCUACCUGGAAGGACCUCCUGCUGGCGUGGACCUUAUCAUUGAUUCCGUAAAUGUAACUUGCUCUGGAUAUCAGCAGUUAAAAGAAGUAAAAGUACCAAGUGGAGUUGAUACCAUCGUUAAGAAUCCUCACUUUGACGAAGGGUUAAACAAUUGGUCUGGAAGAGGAUGCAAUAUCUGUAGGCAUGAGCUUACUGCUUAUGGAAAUGUCAAGCCUCUAAAUGGCAGCUAUUUUGCUUCAGCCACUGGACGGGUCCACAAUUGGAACGGUAUCCAGCAAGAUAUCACUGGCAGGGUACAGAGAAAAGUUCUUUAUGAGAUAAGUUCUGCUGUCCGCAUAUUUGGGAGUGCCAAUGAUACAGAAGUCUGCGUUACUCUGUGGGUACAAGAAUAUGGCCGUGAGCGAUAUGUAAGCCUUGCAAAGAACCCGGCAUCUGAUAAGCAAUGGACACAUCUAAAAGGAAAGUUCCUCCUCCAUGCCCCGUUUUCAAAAGCUGUUAUUUUCGUAGAGGGGCCACCUGCAGGCAUUGAUAUUCUUGUUGAUGGCCUUGUCCUAUCUCCAGCAAGAAAACUCCAUGCUGCACCCCGCCCAAGAAUUGAGAAUGUUUCAUAUGGAGCUAAUGUAAUACAUAACAGUGCUUUCAGUCAUGGGCUUUCUGGGUGGAGUCCCAUGGGGUCAUGUCGAUUGAGUAUCCAUACUGAAUCACCCCAUAUGCUUUCUGCCAUCUUGAAGGACCCCUCAGCUAAGCAACAUAUAAGAGGUUCUUAUAUUCUUGCCACAAACCGCACUGAUGUGUGGAUGGGCCCUUCCCAGUUGAUAACUGACAAGCUUAGGCUGCACACCACUUACAGAGUUUCUGCUUGGGUACGUGCUGGGUCUGGAGGACAUGGACGUUACCAUGUAAAUGUUUGUCUUGCUGUAGAUCAUCAGUGGGUUAAUGGUGGGCAAGUAGAAGCUGAUGGCGAUCAAUGGUAUGAACUCAAAGGAGCAUUCAAGCUUGAAAAGAAGCCAUCCAAAGUUACUGCAUAUGUUCAGGGACCGCCUCCAGGUGUUGAUCUCAGAGUUAUGGGGUUCCAAAUUUAUGCUGUUGAUAGAAAAGCACGUUUUGAAUAUCUGAAGGAGAAAACUGACAAGGUAAGGAAGCGUGAUGUCAUCCUGAAGUUCCAGGGAUCAGAUGCUGCAAACCUUUUUGGUUCAUCUAUCAAGAUACAACAGACCGAGAACAGUUUUCCAUUUGGAUCAUGCAUAGGGAGAAGUAACAUUGAGAAUGAGGAUCUUGCUGAUUUCUUCAUGAAGAACUUUAAUUGGGCUGUAUUUGAAAAUGAACUGAAGUGGUACUGGACAGAGGCUGAACAAGGGAGACUAAAUUAUAAAGAUUCUGAUGAGUUGCUUGAAUUUUGCCGGAAACAUAACAUUCAAGUUCGUGGUCACUGCUUAUUCUGGGAAGUAGAAGAUUCAGUCCAGCCAUGGAUUCGAUCAUUACAUGGUCACCACCUGAUGGCUGCUAUACAGAAUCGUUUGCAAAGUCUGUUGUCAAGGUACAAAGGUCAGUUUAAACAUCAUGAUGUAAACAACGAGAUGCUUCAUGGGUCUUUCUACCAAGAUAGACUGGGAAAUGAUAUUAGAGCUCACAUGUUUAGGGAAGCACAUAAACUUGACCCUUCAGCAGUACUCUUUGUGAACGACUACAAUGUUGAAGAUCGAUGCGACUCAAAAUCUACACCAGAAAAAUUAAUUGAACAGAUUGUUGAUCUCCAAGAAAGGGGUGCUCCAGUUGGUGGGAUUGGCUUGCAAGGUCAUAUCACGCAUCCAGUGGGUGACAUCAUCUGCGAUUCCCUGGACAAGCUCUCCAUACUGGGUCUCCCUAUCUGGAUCACCGAAUUGGAUGUCACGGCUGAGAAUGAACACAUCCGAGCCGAUGAUCUGGAGGUGUACCUUCGCGAAGCCUUUGCGCAUCCUUCCGUGGAGGGGAUUAUCCUUUGGGGAUUCUGGGAGCUGUUCAUGUUCCGAGAACACGCUCACCUGGUUGAUGUUGAUGGAACGAUCAAUGAGGCUGGCAAAAGGUACAUUGCACUGAAGCAAGAGUGGCUAACCAGCAUUACUGGCAACGUGGAUCACCAUGGAGAGUUGAAGUUCAGAGGCUACCAUGGGUCAUACACGGUAGAAGUAGCAACGCCUUCAGGAAAGGACCCAAAGUUCAGAAACAGAAAUCAUUCAGAUCAGAAUUCAGAGAUGGGAACAAGCUUCAAUCUGUAUACAAGCAGACAGCUAGACCUGCUCCCACCCUGUGUCACCACGCGCGGGCGGCACAGGAGGCGAAACCUAGCCCUGCUGCCACCCCUUUCCCCCCUUCCCCCACCUCACCGAUGGAAAGCAGGGCGGCGAUCCAACAUGGUGGUGGUGGGGCCUAAUUGCGGCGGGAGCAGACGUGGCGCCGAGUAGCAUUGGCACUACAGGGGGACAGCCGGCGCGGUGCGAGGAUGCUCAACUGGCGGCGGCUGUCCGCGAGAGGCCACGUGGAAGCAUGCGGAGGCUGGUCGGGGGUCUCGGUGCAGCAGUGUCCACGCACUGACGGAGGAUAGCCGAAGGUGGAGCAAUGGAGCAUUAGCUGUGGAUCGACUAGGGGGCGGGAGGCGGGAGGCGGGUGUAAACCUAGCUCAGUCUUGCCAGACUAGCAACAACUGCGUUUCAAGCGCGUUUUUCCUCUUUGGGGCAUUAUCGAGUCGUCCCCUUUCUUUUGGUGGGGCUACUGAGUGUAAACCCUGUCUUGGUUCUCCCCGAGAUCUUGACGGACAGCGGUGUCAUUGCUCAUCGUCGCUCUUCUCCGUGGAGAUGUCAUCUAGGAGGUCCUUUUGCCAAAAAUUCUCUCAGACAGCUGGUGCAAGCUUUCUGAAGAUAUCUUGUCCUCUUGUGGCGCAAUCCUACCUUUUGCAAGUUGGCCAUGUUGGCUGGCCUUAGAGGAAAGAAUGAUCCAUUCUUUUCUGUCACUCUCUCCCCCUCAAUCUCAAAGGUAUGGCUAGAGUUGAGUUCGGUGCUUGGCUGCGUAUGGCUUGGUGUUAGGAGGUCUCGAUGUAGCUUCCUUGUUGGUCUAGUGGUAACCGGUCACGCUUAGCGGCAGCGGGUACAGUGCUAAUCUUCUCUUGGCUGUGUGUAGGUAUUGCCGAUGCGUGGUAGUGGUUUUUUUUUUAUUUCUUGGCUACUGCUUUUCAGGGGUUUUCCCUACUCUAUUCAAUGAACCAUUGUGCU